Messenger RNA from Tripterygium wilfordii, 899 nucleotides. RefSeq names its product cyclin-U1-1. Gene Ontology annotation, molecular function: protein kinase binding. Lineage: Eukaryota; Viridiplantae; Streptophyta; Magnoliopsida; Celastrales; Celastraceae. The record is from RefSeq and is a predicted model, not a curated record. The transcript is spliced from 2 exons. Bases 99 to 785 code for a protein of 228 amino acids. Gene Ontology annotation, biological process: regulation of cyclin-dependent protein serine/threonine kinase activity.
GUGCAAGAGUUCCAAUUAGAAAUCCCCUCUAACCACUCAAAAGUCUCAUAAUUUUCCUCUUAACACUAUUAUCUGAGAGACCACGAUGGCCUCUUAAAAUGUUAGCCGCCGGUGAGCUCCCCGAUAACCACAAUCGGCAGUUUGAGCCGAGCAAUUUCGAGCCAACCACGCCAAGAGUGCUAACAAUACUAUCAUUUGUGCUUGAGAGGAUAGUGGCUCGAAACGACCAGCUGGCAGAUGGGUUAAGCCAGCAAGUGAAUGGGGUGAGUUACGGAUCUGCUCGGCUUGGGAAGAGCCUCAACGUGUUUCAUGGGGUGAGGGCACCAAACAUAAGCAUACCCAAUUACUUGGAGAGGAUUUACAAGUACACAAACUGUAGCCCAUCUUGUUUUGUGGUUGGGUUUGUGUACAUAGACAGGCUGGUCCACAAACACCCUGACUCGCUAGUCGUAUCCUUGAAUGUUCAUAGGUUGCUGGUUACAAGCAUAAUGGUUGCUUCUAAGAUGCUGGAUGAUGAGCACUAUAACAACGCAUUCUAUGCCAAGGUAGGAGGGGUGAGUAAUGCAGAAUUGAACAGGUUGGAGAUAGAGCUUCUUUUUCUUUUAGACUUUGGAAUUAUGGUAACUUCUCGGGUUUUUGAAAGCUAUUGUCUGCACUUGGAAAAGGAGAUGUUGUUGGCGGGCACUAAUCAGAGAAUCGAAAGGGCACUGGUGGAUGAUGUCACUGAAAUCUCUGUUGAUGAUACUCAAACUUCUUCACCACCGCAAGUUGCGGUUGUGGACUAACCUGGCGUUUGUAUGUAAACUAAGGUCAUUUUAAGACUUAUUAUUGUAAGACAUUGUUCACUUUAUCGGGUACAAGUCAAAGCCCAAUAAUCAUAGGGUUUUUAAGAUCUUUCA